This is a messenger RNA of Drechmeria coniospora, 1854 nucleotides long. RefSeq names its product CHY zinc finger containing protein. Lineage: Eukaryota; Fungi; Ascomycota; Sordariomycetes; Hypocreales; Ophiocordycipitaceae. The coding region runs from base 1 to 1854 and encodes 617 amino acids. The record is from RefSeq and is a predicted model, not a curated record. Gene Ontology annotation, biological process: protein ubiquitination; ubiquitin-dependent protein catabolic process. Gene Ontology annotation, molecular function: zinc ion binding; ubiquitin protein ligase activity. Gene Ontology annotation, cellular component: nucleus. The transcript has 2 exons.
AUGUCAUCUCUCGUCUCCGAAUUCAUCAUCAACCCUGUACUGCGCCACGCACGACGAUUUUCGGAGAUAUCUCUGUCGGCCUUCACCGCCGAAGACGAGUCUGCAGAGUCCGCCGAACCUGCAGAGCCCGCAGCCACCGCACCUGCUCCGCAGGAGGCGACCCCUGACGCCAUCGCCACCCCCCCCCAGACACCCCGCUCCAGACCCCUCAGCACGUCGACGGACGAGACGAGAGUUGGGGACCUCGGGGCCAGCCCGUCGAUAGAAGAUGCUCCUCUAGAUCAUCUUGGCUUUCCCUUGGUCCCCAAGAAGGCCCGUGCGGCCAUUCCCGAGGAUGACGGCAUGCAUGAGCUCAGAGCGCGGAUCCAGGCCAUCAACGCCCGAGAUAUCCCCCACUCCGACAAGGCCAGGCUGAUGCACGACAUCCUGCUGGAAAAGUACCGCGCCUCUCAGGUCGGCUUCCACAGCAAAGCGACGCCCGAACGAAGCGAGCCGACGGGGCAGGCGUACGAGCAUCUUGCUUCCUCGGGGCCGCUGGAGUCGCUCAAGUUCUGGAACGGGCAGCUGGGCGACUCUGCCUCUCGAAAGUAUUUCUUGACCGAGGCCGACAUGGCGCCGACGUAUGCGCCGAUCCGCCAGCCCAAGACGCCGGGAAACGAGACGCCGACGACGGCGCCCUCGACACCGCCCGACGUCCGUCGUCCGCUUGGAUGCCAGCAUUACGAGCGCAACGUGAAGCUGCAAUGUUCCAUCUGCAGCAAGUGGUAUACCUGCCGCUUCUGCCACGAUGCUCACGAGGACCACAACUUGAUUCGCAAGGAUACGAAAAACAUGCUCUGCAUGCUCUGCGCAACCCCUCAGCCGGCGUCGGAUGUCUGCGUGAGCUGCGGCGAGAUUGCCGCCCUCUACUACUGCCACAUUUGCAAGCUGUGGGAGAAUCGACCGAGCAAGCCCAUCUAUCACUGCAACGAUUGCGGCAUCUGUCGCAGGGGCUGGGGUCUUGGCAAGGACUUCUUCCACUGCAAGACGUGCCGUGCUUGCAUCACAACGUCGAUCGAAAGCUCCCACAAAUGCAUCGAGCGCUCGACGGACUGUGACUGUCCAAUCUGCGGCGAGUACAUGUUUACGUCGCCGAGACCCGUCGUCUUCAUGCCUUGCGGUCACAGCAUCCAUAAGAAAUGCUACGAGCAACACAUGAGGGUGUCGUACAAAUGUCCCAUCUGCAACAAAAGCCUGGCCAACAUGGAGACGCAGUUCCGCAACUUGGACGUGGCCAUCCAAAGUCAACCCAUGCCCCCGGAGUUUCGAGACACGAAAGCGACCGUUUUAUGCAACGACUGCUCCGGGAAGUGCACCGUUCCCUAUCACUGGUUAGGACUCAAAUGCUCGAUCUGCCGGUCCUACAAUACCGUAGAGCUUCAGAUACAUGGCGAAGACAGCCAAGAGUUCCCCUCGGCUUCCGGGACAUCGGCUUCGGCAGCUGCCGCCGCGCCGCAGCUGCCGCACGAUUCUACGCGGCAGGUUAUGAAUGUCGCAGAUGCCCGCGCGGUGGCUUGGGUCGCCAGCAGACGACGGCACUCGUCGCACGGCGUCGAGUUUCAGCACCACGUCCCGGACAGGACCGCCCGCUCCAUGUCGCCUCUGACCUCGAGCAUGGAGCCGUACUUGAAUUCCGUUCCUGCCGAUGUGGACUCGGACGACGAUAUUUUCGGCUUCUGGAGAGGCAACGUGGAGGAAGAAGAGGAUGACUCGAGCGACGACCGGGAGUCGGACGACGAGAGUGACGGGCUUCCGGAGAUUGAGGACGACGAGGACGACGAUGAAGACGAGAUCGUUCUCAUCGGCCACAGAUGA